GAGCAAUGCUUGGGCCAUCAGUCCCCUCGGUAGAGAUGGGAGCCUCCUACUCACACGCUGGCUGGUGUUCCUCGAAAAAUCCUUCUUCAUAAUUGUCCUCUCUACAUCACCAAUUUGAAUUGAUCCACAUGUUUAGCUUGUUCAACUACAAGAGAGGGGUGUUGAAUUAUAAGUCUAUAGCUGAUUAGUAUUAGUGAAAUAAGAUGAGUUUAUUUGUGUAUUCACAUGAGCAUAUCUGCCAAGUGUGAGGUCAAAAGAUGUAAGGCUAAAAUAGCCAUGUGUAGUGAUCCUAAAUUAGCUAGAUGUGUGGUUGAGAUCAAGUGUGAUGUGUGUGGAUCCAGCUAAGGCAAAACGGUCAUGAAAUGCACGUGUGUGUGCUUAAUUUUCCAUUAAGAGAAAUAUAUUCCUCUCUGCAACUUCUGCAAGAGAGAAGAGAACAUUCAUUCCUUUUGCAUCCUUCAAUCCUCUCCAUCUCCAUAUCUUAUAACCCAGAAAAAUAAAAGAAAACAACAAGGGGAUCUUGUUGAUGUUGAGUUCUCAUGAGUCACCAGAUUACUUGAAAGAGCUGAUAAGGAAGACUCGAAGCUUAACUAAAAAACCAUUUGGGGUUGGUGUUGUUCUAGCAUUUCCUCAUGAGAAAAAUAUACAAGCCAUAUUGGAUGAAAAGGUUGCAGUGCUGCAGGUUUACUGGGGUGAAUGUUCGGAGGAGCUUGUGUUGAAAGCUCAUCAAUCUGGGGUUAAGAUUGUGCCUCAGGUUGGGAGCUUGGAGGAAGCGAAGAAAGCAAUACAUGCUGGUGUAGAUGCAAUUAUUGUUCAAGGGCGUGAAGCAGGAGGGCAUGUGAUCGGUCAGGAUGCUUUAAUUUCAUUGUUGCCGAAGGUAGUUGAUCUUGUUGGAGAUCGAGAUAUACCUCUCAUUGCUGCUGGUGGCAUUGUGGAUGCCCGUGGAUAUGUUGCUGCUCUGGCCCUUGGUGCUCAGGGCAUCUGCCUAGGAACUAGGUUUCUUGCAACUGAAGAAAGUCAUGCUCAUCCUGCAUACAAGAGAAAGGUGGUUGAAUAUGACGCAACUGAGUACACUGAUGUAUUCGGCCGUGCAAGGUGGCCCGAUGCACCACAUCGUGUUCUGCAUACACCUUUCUUCAAUGAUUGUAAAUAUAUUCCUGCUGAUCAAAAUGAAGCGGGUCAACCUGUCAUCGGCCGCGCAAUAAUACAUGAUAGGGAAAUAGAAAUUCGCCGUCUUGCUGGUACUGUUCCAAAUGCGACAACAAUGGGUGACAUUGAAAGCAUGGUGAUGUAUGCCGGCCAAAGUGUAGGACUCAUCAAGGAAAUUUUACCUGCAGGGGAGGUGGUAAAGAGGUUAGUUGAAGGGGCUCAGCUUCUGAUAAAAAACAAGUUCAGUGAUAUACUGUAAUCUACAGAUGCCUUAAUUUCACACUGGAAAAUUUGGAGAAUUGUGCUACAAUGGUGAACAAAGUUGAACUAGUAUUAUUUUGAAGAAAAUAAAACCUCGUCCCUGUCAGUCAUGUUUAUUGUUCAACCAUAGGAUUUGUCGAGAAAUGGGGUACGCGAAGAACUGUUUCUGUUAUAUUGCAUAAUUAAUUACAACGAUACGUUCCUUGAA
Molecule: messenger RNA, 1618 nt
Organism: Pyrus x bretschneideri (Chinese white pear)
Lineage: Eukaryota; Viridiplantae; Streptophyta; Magnoliopsida; Rosales; Rosaceae
Product: (3aS,4S,5R,7aS)-5-hydroxy-7a-methyl-1-oxo-octahydro-1H-indene-4-carboxyl-CoA dehydrogenase
Exons: 6
Coding region: 527-1408 (293 amino acids)
Molecular function (GO): nitronate monooxygenase activity
Source: RefSeq, a predicted model, not a curated record